CCGGCUUCAUGUACAGCACUGCUGUUGGACGCGUGUUGAAUUUAAGCGAAGAGCUAGCGAACUGGAUAAAUGAGUUUAUCAACAGGAGUUUGUAGAUAAGAUUAAAAGAACAACAACAACACUUAAGACAUUUUAUUUGAUUAGUAAACAGACUGCAGGGUGUGAAGGUGAACGAUGCAGCGCCUGUGUUGUUCCCGGUGGUUCAUCUCCGGAGUGUCCUUGGCAGUCGGCACCGGUGUCGGUGUUGCUCUGAGCAGCUCUUCAAACCGCUUUCGUCCUGAAGAUGGCCUCCUCCAGAGAAUCCCCGUCAUCCCGAUGCCGAGCGUGAACGCAGCGUCGGAACUAAUCCCGUAUCAGCACGGUCAGUUAACCCCGAGCACAUCCACAGCGGCGGUUAAGUACGGCUUCCCGUCUCUGUCUCACAUCAGAUCGCGGGAGUCGUAUGUCACCUGUUACGAUUCGCGGAGCAGGACGCCAGCCUGGGUGAUCGAGCAGCUCAGUGCUGACGCUCUGACCGGAACAUCCGACCGGAAGCUGUGCAACUUUAAGGAGGAUGAUUCGGUGCACGUGUACCACCGAGCGACGAACAGCGACUACAAGGGGAGUGGCUUUGACAGAGGACACCUGGCCGCCGCUGCGAAUCAUAAACGGAGCCAGAAGGCCAUGGAUGACACUUUCUACCUCAGCAACGUGGUACCACAGAAUCCUCACCUAAACCAGAAUGCGUGGAACAAUUUGGAGAAGUACUGCCGCUCUCUCACUAAACACUACGAGAACGUGUACGUGUGCUCGGGGCCGCUUUAUCUACCCAGGCAGGAGCCUGAUGGGAAGAUGUAUGUGAAGUAUCAGGUGAUCGGGAAGAACCACGUGGCAGUUCCCACACACUUUUUUAAGGUUGUGAUCCUGGAGAAGAAGCGUGGCGAGGUGGAGCUGCGAUCCUACGUGAUGCCCAACACACCGGUUGAUGAGAAGAUCCCGCUCGAGCGCUUCCUGGUGCCCAUCGAGAGCAUCGAGAGAGCGUCGGGUCUGCUGUUCGUCCCCAACAUCCUAAAGAGGACCAACAGCCUGCAGGCCAUUACUGCCAGGGUGUGAUCUCUCCACACACGCAAAAUCACACAAAUAACCCACAGCUGGAUGUGUGGUCUGAAAGAAAUAUAAGGUCCAUUUACUUGAACAAUUGAAAAGUAUGAAAAUUCAUCGUUUAAGUUUCCAUCUCAGGGAGUUUUUCCUCGCCACCGGCUUGCUCAGUAGGGAUAAAUUCACACACUUAAAAUCUGCAUCCUGUGUAUUAUAUUUCUGUAAAGCUACUUUGAGACAGUGUCCAUUGUUAAAAGCGCUAUACAAAUGAAAUUGAAUUGAAUUGAAAAGUUUAGGAGAACAAUCCUGUUGCUACAAAAUAUCGUGACCAGCUACUGAAAUGCGCUUGAGCACAGAUCAGUGAGAUGUUGCAGCUACUGUAUGAGAUUUAUAUGCAUAAACAUUACAGAUUAAUAUAUUACAUUAUUUUAUUCUAAAAUGGUCAAUUGCAUUGAAAGUUCUAAUA
Molecule: messenger RNA, 1543 nt
Organism: Ictalurus furcatus (blue catfish)
Lineage: Eukaryota; Metazoa; Chordata; Actinopteri; Siluriformes; Ictaluridae
Gene: endog
Product: endonuclease G
Exons: 3
Coding region: 175-1092 (305 amino acids)
Biological process (GO): apoptotic DNA fragmentation
Cellular component (GO): mitochondrial inner membrane; nucleus
Molecular function (GO): nucleic acid binding; metal ion binding; RNA endonuclease activity
Source: RefSeq, a predicted model, not a curated record